This is a messenger RNA of Helianthus annuus (common sunflower), 909 nucleotides long. RefSeq lists its product as uncharacterized. Bases 1 to 909 code for a protein of 302 amino acids. Lineage: Eukaryota; Viridiplantae; Streptophyta; Magnoliopsida; Asterales; Asteraceae. The transcript has a single exon. The record is from RefSeq and is a predicted model, not a curated record.
AUGGCCUUGCUCACGGUAGACUUCACCAAUGCUUUCAACAUGGUUGACCGCUCAGCGUUCCUCCAACAGGUCCACCAACGUUGUCCAUCUAUCUAUCGGUGGGUCCAGUUCCUGUACGCCCAACCCGCUAGGUUGUAUGUUGGCAGCGAUUGUAUUAGGGCCACCAUUGGAGUGCAACAAGGAGAUCCCUUGGGGCCCCUUCUCUUUGCCCUAGCCUUACACCCACUUAUUCUUCGUGUCCAGGAGCACUGUAACCUCCCCUUUCAUGCUUGGUAUUUGGAUGAUGGCACGGUUAUUGGUAAUGCAAUGGAAGUUGCUAAGGCAUUGGACAUCAUCAACACGGAGGGACCAUCCCUAGGGCUCCAUCUCAAUAUUAAGAAAACGGAAGUGUACUGGCCAUCGUGUGACGGUCUCAAGGUUCAGGACGGAAUUUUCCCGAGAGGGAUAAGUAGACCUGAGAGGGGGGUUAAGCUCCUUGGGGGGGCGGUUAGCCGAGAUUCUGCUUUUAUCGGGGAAUUAGCAGGGCGGCGGGCAUUGAAAGCGGUUGACCUUAUGAAACUCUUGCCCUGCCUUCAGGACCCCCAGUGCGAGCUUCUUCUUUUAAGGCCAUGCAUGGGGGUAGCUAAGUUACUAUUUGGGUUGCGGACCUGCCAACCCCACUUGAUGGCCAAUGCAGUAUCCUGUUUUGAUGAUGGUCUUCGAGAGGCUAUCGAAGACAUUGUUGUUUGCGGGGGGUCCUACUUCGGUGACCUUCAGUGGCGUUUGGCAUCUUUGCCGAUGCGUCUGGGGGGUUGGGCCUCCUCUCAGCUCGGGAUGUUGGAGUUUAUGCUUUUGUGGCGUCUAGAGCUCAGUCGUAUGUAUUGCAAGACCAUAUCCUUCGGAACAGCGGGGUUGUUAAGCUUGACGUAG